UGAAGUUAAAACUCAAACUUUUUGCAUUUGGAAUUUGUAUUUACAAUUAACGCAAAGAAAAUUAUAUGAAAAUUAUGGAUACAUUUACAAAAAGAUAUAAACGUAAAUGCAAACACAAAUGAGGUAAAAAAAAAACUGAUCUUGAUUUCAAUAGAACAGCAGAACAAAACAAAACAGAGUACGACGGAGAGAUUACCUCAAAAGUACGGCUUUAUAUAGUCUUUGACUCUGUGUGUCUGUGAGAGAGAGAGAGAGAGAGAGAGGGAGAGAGAGAACCUGUUAUGGCUCAAAAAUUCAAAGACACGAGACAAAUCGAGAGUGUUGUACACGGCCUUGAAAAAAAAACUAUCUCCAAAGUUGCUAUUUUUUUCUUGUGUCAUCAGAAAUCGUGUGGUGUUGACGUGGUUUCAUUGUGAAAGCUCGCGACUUUGGAUCGAGUCGCUUACGCCCAAAUGAUCUCAGCGUGGUGAAGCACAAUUACUUUUAGAAGAUUUGUUUUGUUUUUCUUUAUUCCCUUCAGCUAUAGUGUCAUUGAUUGGCGACAACAUUUGACCGCUUCUUCAAUACGGAAAGCACUGAUUGUGUUCGACGAAAUGACUGACCGAGAAUUUUGACUUCAUAUGUGCCUACAAACUUACUCAAGAGAUCCUCAAAUUAGUUUGUGUGAGAAAAUGAUAUUUUGGAGGAAAUAUUUCCAGAAAUGCAAAGCUUUGUAGCAUCCAGGUAACUUCUGCAUAUGGGCCCUGUUUCUUUUUUUGCGUUAACCUCUUUCAUGGAAUGUGACGAGUGUGAAAAAUGAAAAGUAUAUUUUUAUUUCAGGAGAGAAAGUUGAUUUCUAGUUAGACUUAAUGCAAUUGGUGUAUUAUUUAUUCUGUUUAAUUAUAGAAAGCAACUUAGGAUCGAUGAUUGAUAGUGACACAUUAAUGCACCAGCGGGUAAAGAAGAGAACUUUGAAAUGGUCAAUUAUUGUGAUCUAAUAUCUGGUCAACUUUAGGUGUCUUAAGUAGCAGAACACCCAUUAGUUUCUAUGUUUAUAGAUGAAACUAAAAGAGGAUUGUUCUCUCAAUUCUUUGGCUUCACCAAAAUUAUUUUUUUGAUCCUCAAAUCUUAAGAUGGGUAUAGUUGCAUGUUUGCUCUUGAUAGCAACCAUGUUCUCAAGCUGUGGCUAUGCAGCUAUAACCACAUCAAGUCCUUUGUCCGUAGGGCAAACUCUGAGCUCUCCUGAUGGAUCUUUUGAGCUAGGCUUCUUCAGUACCAACAAUUCUCGGAAUCAGUAUGUUGGAAUCUGGUUCCAGAAAGUCACUCCUCGGGUUGUUGUUUGGGUGGCAAACAGAGAAAAGCCAGUCUCGAGUCCCACGGCGAAUCUCACAAUCAGCAGCAACGGAAGUCUUAUCUUGCUUGAUGGCGAGCAGGAUCCUGUGUGGUCAUCUGGAGGAGAUCUUACAUCUAACAAGUGUCGUGCUGAGCUUUUAGACACCGGAAAUCUUGUCCUCAUGGAUAAUGUUACUGGAAAGUAUUUGUGGCAGAGCUUUGAGCAUCUUGGUGAUACUAUGCUACCACUCACAUCUCUGAUGUACGACACUCCUAACAACAAGAAACGUGUGUUGACUUCCUGGAAAAGCGAGACUGAUCCGUCACCUGGGGAAUUUGUAGCUGAGAUUACACCACAAGUGCCAUCGCAAGGCAUUAUAUGGAAAGGCUCGUCACCCUACUGGAGAAGCGGACCAUGGGCGGGAACAAGGUUCACUGGGAUACCAGAAAUGGAUGAAUCAUAUAUAAAUCCAUUGGGAAUGGUCCAAGAUGUAGCCAACGGCACAGGAGUCUUUGCGUUUUGUGUACUGAGAAAUUUCAAUUUGUCAUCCAUCAAGCUGACAUCAGAGGGAUCAUUGAGGAUUCAACGGUAUAAUGGAACCAGUUGGAUCAAGCACUUUGAGGGUCCGGUAAGCUCAUGUGAUAUGUAUGGUACAUGUGGACCUUUUGGUCUGUGUGUGAGGUCCGCUACUCCGAUGUGCCAAUGUCUAAAAGGGUUCGAGCCAAAGUCAGAUGAGGAGUGGAGAAGCGGGAACUGGAGUCGUGGGUGUGUGAGACGCACAGACUUAUCUUGUCAAGAAAGCUCUUCUGCGGAAACGCAGGGCAAAGAUAGAGACGUCUUCUAUCAUGUUUCCAACAUAAAGCCUCCAGAUUCUUACGAGUUAGCAAGCUUUAGCAGUGAAGAACAAUGCCACCAAGGCUGUCUCAGGAACUGUUCCUGCACAGCCUUUUCCUUUAUCAAAGGAAUAGGAUGUUUGCUGUGGAACCGGGAGCUAUUGGACACGGUGAAGUUUGCUUCUGGAGGAGAGACUCUUUCCCUUCGCCUUGCACAAUCUGAAUUGAGUGGAAGCAAACGAAUCAAGGUUAUCACUAUUGGCACUCUCAGCUUCUCUGUUUCAUUGAUCUUGGUGCUUGCCGCAUAUGGGUGUUGGAGAUACAGAGUGAAACGAAAUGGCUCAAAAAUUGUAUCCAAAGACAAUUUAGAAGGCGCUUGGAAGAAUGAUUUGCAAUCACAAGAUGUCUCAGGUAUAAGUUUCUUGGAGAUUCAUACCCUACAAACCGCCACAGACAAUUUCAGCGUGUCAAAUAAACUCGGCCAGGGUGGGUUCGGUACGGUUUAUAAGGCAUGGGAAUCUUGGAGCGAAACUGGGGGAGUGAAUCUACUGGAUGAAGAUCUUGCUGAUUCUGAUUCAGUUAAUUCAGUUGAAGCAGGGAGAUGUGUUCACAUUGGUUUGCUCUGUGUCCAACAUCAAGCUGUUGAUAGACCAAACAUCAAACAAGUUGUGUCAAUGCUGACUUCAACAACUGAUCUUCCUAAGCCAACACAACCAAUGUUUGUAUUGGACACAAGCGAUGAGGAUUCGUCUCUGUCCCAACACUCUAAUGAUUCCAAGGACCUAAAUGUUUCCUAUUAAAUACUGUUCAAAUCUGAUUCUUUCACUUGGACUUGCCAUGUGUUGUUCAGGAUUGUGAAAUAAACUAAGAGUGAUGUAAAGGUUAUUGUAAAUUUUACAUUAUGACUUUAGAUUUAUUGUAAAGGCUUUAAAGGAGGGAAGAGCUGAAAUGCCAUUUUCACAAAAAAAUUGGAUCUAUGCUGUUAUCAGAUAAUUUAAUGUCACUUUUUCAUUUAAAUGAGAUGUG
Messenger RNA from Thlaspi arvense, 3171 nucleotides. The record is from the annotation of a GenBank genome assembly. Lineage: Eukaryota; Viridiplantae; Streptophyta; Magnoliopsida; Brassicales; Brassicaceae.